Molecule: messenger RNA, 4388 nt
Organism: Thamnophis elegans (Western terrestrial garter snake)
Lineage: Eukaryota; Metazoa; Chordata; Lepidosauria; Squamata; Natricidae
Gene: ARHGAP30
Product: Rho GTPase activating protein 30
Exons: 12
Coding region: 371-4309 (1312 amino acids)
Biological process (GO): small GTPase-mediated signal transduction
Molecular function (GO): GTPase activator activity
Source: RefSeq, a predicted model, not a curated record
CAGUUUUUAAAUGAGAAAAAGAAAAGGGUCAACAGAUUUUCUACCUUGCCCUCGCCUACCACUGUAAGCUUGGCGGCAAUCUCCCCAUUGGCCAGGAACCACACUUCUGGUGGCCCCGGGGUCGCCAAGACAGAUCUCCAAGAAACUUUCUAAAGGACCUUGGAUGUGACAUGCAUUGGACACGGAGAUUAGAAUGGAUUUAAGGAAGCAGAAGAUCGCCACGGGCCAGUAAACGAGUUCUGGAGAGGCUAGAACUCAACAAUUGUCAGGUUUCUCCGGAAGAUCGAUGGACUUGGCCCAGCCUUGGAAGGAGAAGUUGACACGAGGGUGAAGUGUUGAAGGAGAGGAGGAGAGGCGCUGUGUCGCACCCAUGUCACUGGCCAUGAAAGCCCGGCAGAAAGUGAAGCGGAAAGGACCGGCGAAAGAUCGGGUCUUUGGCUGCGAUCUGGUGGAACAUCUGCAAUCAUCUGGCCGUGACAUUCCCCACGUCCUGAAGAGCUGCACAGAGUUUGUGGAACAGCAUGGAAUCAUAGAUGGCAUCUACCGGCUCUCCGGAGGCUCUUCAAACACCCAGAAAUUAAGAAUGGAGUUCGACAAUGACCGGAAUCCUGAAAUCAACAAAGAGGUCUAUCUGAAGGACAUUCACUGUGUGAGCUCCCUUUGCAAAGCUUACUUCAGGGAGCUGCCCAAUCCACUCCUGACCUACCAGCUGUAUGAUAAGUUUGCGGAAGCAGUGGCCAUCCAGCUGGAAGAAAGCCGCCUGGAGAAGAUCAAGGAAGUGCUGAAGGAGCUACCAUCACCUCACCACCGAACCCUGGAAUUCCUCAUGAAGCACCUGGUCCACAUGGCUUCGUUCAGUUCCCAGACCAACAUGCACGCCCGGAAUCUCGCCAUUGUCUGGGCCCCCAACCUGCUCAGGUCCAAGGACAUAGAAGCUUCUGGUUUUAAUGGCACUGCAGCCUUCAUGGAAGUCCGGAUCCAGUCCAUAGUGGUGGAGUUCAUCCUGACCCACGUGGAGCAGAUAUUUGGAAAUGCUCCUCUGUGCAGUGGCACCCGUGAGGCCAUCAGGAGAUCCCUGCUAGCUCUGUCACCAGGGGUCCUACCUGAGUACUGCACACCCUACAAUGUGCCCUCGAUGCUGAACCAGGGGGAUGGGCCUCCCCAGAUGAGACCCUACCACACCAUCAUCGAUCUCGACGAAAGCAAAAGAAAAGGGUCCGUCAAGGCCAAGAAAUGGAGGUCCUUCUUCAACCUAGGACGAUCCAGCCAUGACUCCAAACGCAAGUUGAAUAAGGCGGAAGACAAAGAUUACAAACUGGGUAAGAUGCGCCUACGCCCAGCCAAAAGCAUGGACUCCCUCAGCUGCAUGGCAUCUGUCAAUGACAACGAUGCUCGCCUGGGGGCCGAGAUACCUCCAAAACACGAGUGUUUUGAUGGCCCAGUUUCCCUUGACAGCAGCUUCUCCGAAUCCGCCUACAUGUCCGCCAAGAGCAAAUGCGAAGACACGCAGGAGGAAGCCACCAAGUCAGAACCCACCACCCCCAAACUCAGCAAAUCCGGUCUCAUCGGGGGAACCUCUCAAGGACGGUCACCCAAGAGCUCCAGUAACCGGGCUGAGAAAUGUGCCGGAGUCCAUAUCUCAGGACCUUUCUCGGUCACCGUCCCCUUCCACAUCACGUCCAACCUUACUUUGUCCAGGCUGACCAGAGGUCUGGAGUGUCCAGCGCUGAGCUACUACGGCUUGGAGACUCCGGAGGCCGGAGAAGACUUUCCCGGGGUGGAAGAAGACAAGGAGAAACUCAUGUGUGCCCUCCCUGCAAAUAAGGAGGCAGAUGAAGGAAGAAACGCCGAAGCCGAAAUGGAUGCUGAAGAGAGCCGGAUGUCUCUGGAGGUCGAGGAUUCCUUCUCGUUCCUGGACAGCCCCGAUGGCUGGAUCGACAACGUGCUGGAAGAAGAGCAGCUCCAGACGGAUUCCGGGGAAGGCCCCGAGCUUCCCCCACGCAGCUUGGACACCUUCCCGAGCAUGGAAGACGAUUUGGGAAGCGGGUUUAUGAACGAGAUGAUCGCAGCUGGGAUGGAGCUGGAGAUGUAUUCUAUGGUGCCACACCUGGAUUACCUGUCCAUAGAAGAAUGCAUGAAUGAGCAAUCGGAAGGAGAAGAUGACCAGUAUUAUCUUGCCAUGGGAUACAUUGAGGAAGAGACAUCUAAGGAGGUGGAUGCUGAAGAAGUCUACCUGAGCGCUUUUGAUGAUCUCAGCCCCAUAGCUAGCAAACUAGGACAUAUUCAGCAAUCCGACGUAGGUCAAACGCCUCACAUUCCUCCCCUAAACCUCACCGUGGAAGAUCAGACCUCCGAGAUGUCUACAGAAACCUUGGGUGAAGAGCCAAAGAGCUCACGGUUACCUGAACCUGGCUUGGAACCUCAAGCAGGUGAUGAGGAGAUUAUGACUAGGUCAACUGGUGACCUAGUUGUAACCAAGGACCCGGAUCCAAAAUUAGCCAAGCUUUGUGAAGUGGAAUUGGGUUCCAGGAGCAACACCAUUGAGAUGGAAAGAUGUCACCUGACUGACAAAGCUGAGGUAGAACCCAUUUUUUCAAUGUUGCAAAUCGAAGAUGCAAAUGUUGGAAGUGAGGUUGGGCUCUUUGCCCCCAAAACUGAAUGUCCUGAAGAAGUUGCUGACCCAAAAUCUCUGGAUUCCGAAUCUGAGGGGGGAAAUGCCGAGGAAAGUAAGGUGGAACCCAUUAUUUCGCCGUUGCAGAUAGAAGAUAGAAAUGGAGUGGAUCCCUUUGUCCCCAAAACUGGGUGUCCUGAAAACGUUGCCAGCCAAACACCUUGGGAUCCAGAGUCUGAAAACCAACCAAUCAAAUCAAGUACAGUAGAGAAGUGGCGACCUCAGAGCCCAUCUGAAAGUGAACAGGCUCCACAUCUUCCUUGCAACAUGAUAGUAGAAGUUCCUCCAGAGGUGGUUGGAAGAUGGAAGAAACCCUUGGGAGAUACUCUUGUGGUUGAAGAGACGGGAGAAAUGCCCCACGGAGAUGCCGCUUCUUCUGUGGAGGAUCUCAACUUACUUCAAAGUCCGAUUCCUUCUUUACUGGACAAUAAUUCCGAGAAGGUAAGCUUCCCAGCACCGAAUCCAGAGCAUACGUCUCCUCCUUAUUCCCCCGCACCUUUGUCUGACAGUUGCAUGGACUCUGAAGACUUCUCCCUCACAGCUUCUUCUCCAAAACCUUGCCUGGAAAAUCUUCUGCAGAAACUUCAGCCUGGAUUUCCCUUGGAAGCUUCGUCUGCUCCGAAACAUGAACUCUUGGAUGGAAGCGUCCACAUGAAGUUGACAUCUACCACACCCCGCGUUCAGCAAGUGAAAUCGUUCCCGGUGGUGCCCCCAAAGCCUCAAUUCGCUAAGGUGCCUCCUUCCUUAAAGCCAGUGAUUCCCAGCAAGGAACAUCUCACCACUGUCCCGGGGAAGACUUGUGAGAAUGGGACCAAGCAGGAACACAACCCAAGCUCUUUGAAAAGGCCUUUCCACCUGACCAGCUCAGACCACACCUCAAACAGCCACCAAAAGACAGAACGUUGUCCGACAUCUCCUAGCCCGUCCAGCUCUUCUGAGAAUUGUUGCAGCCUUCCGGAGACCCUCCUGAAGCAACGCAACUCCAUGCCGGUGAGCUUGGAGAAGUUCGGCAGGGACUGUAAGGAUGUGGAGGACAGCAGCCCUAAGCCACCUCCUUCUUCACGGGACAAAUGCUUUUCGUGGUCCAAGAGUGGAGACGUUGGAGGCGGUGGCCUUCAUUUCAUGCAGGGCAGUUUGGAGAAGCGGAGCAGCGGCCAACACGAUGAAGGGAAAGGAGCAGAAAGGCCCACCAAGGAGGGCUUGGAGGGCACCGCUCUCCAGAAGCAACGCUGGAACAACUGGCGUUAUAGCGGAAGCAUGUCGUUUGACGAGGCUGUGGCCCUCGCCAAGGAGAGGCACGUGGCCCAGGCUCCCAUGCGGAGAAUGCAAACCGUGGACAGUUCACACGGAGCGUCCAAAAUGGAGAAGACUGCUCCUGCCCUCAAGCCUGUUCUGUGGUCUCCUCAAAGGCCGCUGACUUGCAUGAGCCCAACUGGGCCUCCGGAAGCUCACCUUUUGGGAAAGGUGGCUUCUCCUCCAGGGUUGCCCGGCAGCAUCCCAGAAGGGGUGCGGCCACCGAGACUGGAAGGUUUCUCUCAGGACUUUCCCCUGAGGAGCAGAGGGAGCUUAUCCAAGAUAGGACGGCGCUUGUCCGUCUCUGACGAAGCAUGCUUCGGAUUGUCCCACGAGAAGAGAUGACUGGGGUCUUUUAACAGAUUGACAGAGUUGGAAGGGACCUUGUAGGUCAUUUAGUCCAACCCUCCCAUCCAAGAAGGAG